CGUUGUUUUGGGUGUUUAUGUUGUUCAACUACUAUACUAUUCUUGUUUUGUUCAACUAUACUCCGACUAAUCAUCCUAUGUAUCAAUGGUGCCUAUUUCCUCAUUAAGAUUGCAUAACCAUUCAUGGUUCUCAUGUUACUGAUGCACAGUGAAGUUGUCCAUGAGCGUACGUCCAAGAGAUGAGCAUCAAAGGUGAGGAACCUCCCCCUCAGUAUAUUGUUAAAGAAAGCAAGUUUGGAGCUAUAGAGUCUUCCCCAGAAUUGGGUCAAAUCCCCAUCAUUGAUGUCAGUCUCUUCUCCCCAUCAUCAAUUGAUUCUAAGCAAGCGAAGAUCGAACUAGACAAACUUAGAACAGCUCUCACCUCAUCAGGCUGCUUUCAGGCAAUUGGUCAUGGGAUAUCAAGUUCCUUUCUGGACAAGGUACGCAAAGCUGCGACACAAUUCUUUGAACUUCCAGUGGAAGAGAAGCAAAAGUACUCCAGAGAAAUUUAUGGUGGCCGUGAAGGAUAUGGGGAGGAUAUCAUUGUCUCAGAGAAGCAAGUUCUUGAUUGGUCCUACCGCCUAAUUCUUCAUGUAUUCCCUGAAGAUCAUAGAAGGCUCGAUCUCUGGCCAGAAAAUCCAAAUGGUUUUGGAGAGGUUGUACAUGAAUAUGCAACAAAGGUAAAGUUCAUGAUGGGUGUUCUUUUUAAGGCCAUGGCGAAAUCGUUGAAUUUGGAAGAGGACAGCUUUUCAGAUAAGCUGCUUGGAGAGAGAGCUCUGAUGCAAGCAAGAUUCAACUUCUAUCCGCCGUGUUCAAGAUCCGAUCAGGUUCUUGGUGUGAAGCCACAUACAGAUAGGUCAGGAGUGACAGUUCUGUUGCAAGACAAAGAAGUUGAAGGUCUUCAAGUUUUGGUAGAUGACAAAUGGGUUAGAGUCCCCAUCGUGCCUCAUGCUAUAGUUGUUAAUCUUGGUGAUCAAAUGCAGAUUAUGAGUAAUGGUGUAUUCAAGAGCCCAAUGCACAGGGUGGUGACAAAUCCAGAAAGGAUGAGGCUAUCUGUGGCCUUGUUUAAUGAACCAGAUCCUGAAACUGAGAUUAGUCCAGUGGAGAAACUGAUAGAUGAGACAAGGCCAAGAGUAUACAAAAAUGUCAAGAAUUAUGGUCGCAUCAACUACGAAUGCUAUCAGAGAGGAGAAAUAGCACUCGAAACAGUGAAGAUCUAAAUUUCACUUCUCUGUACCUUUAUCAUCUAGAAAUAAAUUGUGUAAACACCAUGGAACUUUUCAAAUGAGUCAAACCCCUGUGAUCAUAAUCACAGGCUAUUAAAUAAGAGUGAGUCACCAUGGGGGUAGGAGUGAAAUCAUUUGAUCUUCUUUUUAAAAAGGAAAGAAAAAAAAAAAAAAAAGUGAGUGAAACAUUAUCCUAAUUUCUUCAAGCCAAUAAAUUACCUUUUUUUUACUGCAUCAAGAGCACUAACCUUUUUCACUGCUGGCUCAACAAGCAUGCAUGGCACAUAUACAUACCUUUGUUUUUUCUGUUUGUAGUCUCUGUGCAGUUGACUCUUGAAUAUUCCAUAACUCAUCAUCUGCAGAAACCUAUAUGAAGUCCAACC
Messenger RNA from Rosa rugosa (rugosa rose), 1588 nucleotides. RefSeq names its product codeine O-demethylase-like. The transcript is spliced from 5 exons. Lineage: Eukaryota; Viridiplantae; Streptophyta; Magnoliopsida; Rosales; Rosaceae. The record is from RefSeq and is a predicted model, not a curated record. Bases 180 to 1199 code for a protein of 339 amino acids.